AUGAGUGAGGAGGCUGCUGUUAACAUGAAGGAAGUGGAGCUCAGCGAGAUAGAUCCUGAGAAGCAGCCGAUGACAAGCGACGGUCAGGAGAAAAAUGGAGGCAUUAAACCAGAGGUUCCACAGGCAAGGGCUCCAUUCACCGGCCUGACCAAAGAGGAGCUGAUGAAGGUCGCUGACACUCCAGGGUGAGAGCUGAAAACUUGAAUUUCCUCAGAAUUAUUAAAAAAUGCAAGCUUUUUCUUUUAGCAUAAAACACGCAGUAACUUCAUCUCAUCCCUUGAGUUUAGAUGGGUCCGAACACGUUGGGCGCUCCUCAUCUUGUUCUGGGUGGUCUUGGUGAGCAUGUUAAUCGCAGUCAUUGUCAUCACUCUCAAGGCCCCUCGCUGUAAACCCAUCCCAGAUAUUAACUGGUGGAUUGAAGGACCUCUGUACCAGAUCUCUGAUGUUGAAGCUUUCUCUGAGGGAAUCGAAGGUAGUGUACAUCAGUGAAAAUGUCUUUUAUGGAAAAAAAAAAAUCAAUGCAACUUUUCUUUGCUUUUAUCUUUUUAUAUUCAGGUGAUGACUUAUUUUGUUGUAGACGAUUUGUUUUUGGUAAUUUGUACAGUUUUCAGUGAGAUUAUCUUGACUAAGUCUUAGUUUGGUAACUCUUUCUUCGCUACAAGGAAAAAGUCAUGUGACAAGGUCUUGGGUUUCCUUCAUGGCCUAUUCCAGCAGGCCAGGACCUGAACUAAAAGCUACCUGUCAAACAUGUGAUUUUGUCAACAAGGCUCGAAAAACCUGAAUUGUGUCCUUCCUUAACAAUCCUCCUCAGAUUUUAGCUGAAGGUUGAGCAGCCCUAAGCAGCAAAACACGUCUUUAUUCAAUUAUUGAGAGGGAGGGAAGGUCACACAGUCAAAUAUAUGACUUUUUUUUCAUGUUUUGAUCUGUACUGUAAAAGUUUUGAGGCCAUCGUAGUGCUGUUUUUAAAGUGAAUCAGUAGGGAGCACUCGGGUUUGAAACAGGCCUUGGGCAGAAUUCCAGCACCAUGAAGUACUUGAAUACUCUAAUACUCUGAACCAGACAGAACAUGUAAGACUGUAACUGAUUACUGGCUAAUUUCAUGUCAGCUGUGAGCAAAGCCUUGCUAUUUUUCAUACAUCAACUCUCUGUCAUUUCCUCCCCAAAUGUCAGAAUUUACGCUGACACGUGUAACCCUCCUUUCUUGUAAAAACUGGUUUCUAGGUGUUGAAGCAAAGUUGGAUGAGAUCAGUCGACUCAGGGUGAAAGGCCUGGUUCUGGGUCCAUUUCACACCCUCCAGGACGACCAGCCCAACACCCUGAAUCUUGAGGAGAUCGAUCCAGCCUACGGCACAGAGAGUGGUCUGACAAAUGUGCUGAAUAAAGCCCACAAGAAAGGUAAGUCAUCGCCUUAACUCUGUUAUUCAAGCGUACUUCUCCUAUUUUAUAGAUUUUUUUGGACAUCUAAAGACCAGAUACCGUGCUCAUACGGCUUCCCCCAUGCCUUAUCUCAUAGGUAUUUCUGUGGUGCUUGAUCUGACUCCCAACUACCGAGGAGAGGAUUCUUGGUUCAGUUCUAGUGUUGAAAAUGAAUUGAUGAACAGAGUUAAGGUAAAACUCAUAAAUUCUAUUGUAUAAUCUGUCAAUCUCCAUCUCAAAUGCUUGAGUGUCUGUUGUAUCUUAUGUGCUCAUGUUGUUUUCCAGGCUGCUGCAGAGUACUGGCUACAGUUUGGUUUUGAUGGCAUCAAGAUAUCUGACUUCAAUGUGGCGUCAAGUUCUAUUGAGUGGUUGGAGCUGCAGGCUGCUGUCCAGGGCAACCGCACUGACGACACAAAGAAAAAGUAACUUUGGCUGCUGUUUUCUGUCUGCUUAUUAUUUGGGAUUAGAUGACAGUCUGUGCAGUAGGAUCAUAGACUGUAUAUACUAUGGACAACUUGGUUCCACCUUCCGCCAGUAUACACAUUUGAAGCCAAAAAGCUCUCUGUAAUUCCACGUUUUUUCUUCACUUCCUGAAACCAACAAAGAAGUUUGUGGAGGUGUGGCUUUACAUACAUACUUACUGUUAAAAGGUAUGUGAAUUUAUCUGAGACUGUCAGCGAGGAGGCAGAUGCUGUCCAUUCUAUAUACAGUCUAUGAGUAGGACUAAAGGAUAAUGCUGUGUUCGAGUUACCUCAGAAGUCAGAUGUUGGAGCUGAAAAUGACGUCCCACCCGAGCUCCCAGCGUUUCAGAUACAGAGUCAGAAAACAGCAAAAUCGCAGGCCUGAAACAAGAUGGCCUCAUCUACGGAAGUUAAUUUAGCACUUACCUUAUAUUCGGACAAGGCAAGUGUUAAAAUAACUUUCGUAGAUGUUGCUGUUAGAUGUUUAUGCUAAGGCAGGUGGAGCAGUAGCAAAGACCUAAGGGUCAGAACAUAACAGGCAUCAGUGACAAUAAAUAUGACGCUGGUAAAAUCAGUCUCAGACGGAGGUGCAAAGAAGUUUGUGGAGGUGUGGCUUUACAUACAUACUUACUGUAAAAGGUAUGUGAAUUUAUCUGAGGCUGUCAGCUGACAUGGGCUAGAGUUGGGGUAAUUGAAGUACUGUGGGUUGAAAAACAAACAAAUGCUAUGCUCAAUUUUAGAAACUGGUGGAGUUUGAUUUUACAUGUACUCGUGUUUACUCAAGAUUGAAAGGCUCAAAGUGAUAAUUCGAGAUGCAGAGUCACCGAACCAGAAUUUCUGUCAACACCUUCAGCAGCUAUAAGCUAUAUGUUUAUUUGACUCUCAUAGACUUUUCCUCUACACCAUGAUUUAACUGACAGUGUCCUCUUUCUCUCAGAGCUCUGAUUGGUGUAGUUACGAGCGUUUCAGCUGAAGAUGUCAAUCAGCUUAUAAACACCACUGGUGUAGAUCUACUCCUGUCAGACCUGCUCGACAAAAGUGGAGGUAAGCUGGAAUUUCCUUGUUCCAACUAACCUACGUGUGUGUUAAAAGCUCAUUUUAAUUCUUGAUUCUGUUUUGGAGUGAGAGCAACAUUGAAAUGAAUUAAAAUAAUGACCUAAUAGUGCAAAACAGGGAAUUUCUGGUGAUAUUUUUCCUUUAAAAUGCGCAGGUAAGGAGCGAAUCAAGGCCAUGGACAUCCUCAGCUCUAUGCAAGGAAGCGUAGGCUGGGGUCUUGGUGCUGCUCAGAACAACCAGCUGUCAAAAUCUACAAGUCUGAUCCGUCUCUACCAACUUUUGCUGUUCACCAUGCCAGGAACUCCAGUGUUUACCUACGGGGAUGAGAUUGGUCUAAAUACACAGGCAAGCAGGAAAAAAAACAAAACAUAGUAGCAUAUGUUUUGAAAACCUUUUCAGGGUGUAACUUCAUGAGUCUGUUUCUUUUUUCCUCAGGGGGCAGCGUCUCCUAAAAUGAUUUGGGACAUAGAGAAGAAACUCCUUGAACUUGCUGAUGCUGUUAAUGAGACUGCUGAGGUAGGAGUGCUUUCAAAAUAAAUGUCCAAAUAAGGUUAUCCAAAUCUUAUCAUUUCAGUGUCUUAAUAAAAAUCUGUAACUCUCCCAGGCUGAGUGGAAGGAGCAUGUUACCAUAAAGAAGUGGUUUAAAUCCCUCAGCGACCUUCGUGGCAAAGAGCGCUCUCUUCUCCACGGCGAUUACUACUCUCUCUACUCCGCCGACUCCUCCAUAGCUUUCCUACGCAUAUGGGACCAGAGCGACAGAUACAUAACAGCUGUCAACUGGGGAACAACACCUGAAAAGCUCACAUUUACUCUCACACCUACAGGUAAGUUAAUCUCUGAAUAAAACAUGUAACAUUGGCAUUUACAGCUGUAUUUUGUCUAAUACUGUGACCUUUGUUUCUGCAGAAGGAGUAGAGCUGCCAGAGAAAGCAAAGGUGCAGUUGUCGACUGAUGAAAACUUGAAGGUGGACUCCAGCGUCAGCCUGGACAGCAUCACUUUAGGACCAGGGCAAGCUGUACUGCUGCAGUUUCCCUAUAUAGGCUGAGGGUGGCGCCAAAUUACAGAUGGGCUAUCCAGAAAUUAGAGCCGAUUAAGAAUAAAACUAAAGUUAGUGAUGAGAAGAAAGAUGACAAAAGGAACAGGGUGGGUCUUUUCUUUUCC
This is a messenger RNA of Xyrichtys novacula (pearly razorfish), 4095 nucleotides long. Lineage: Eukaryota; Metazoa; Chordata; Actinopteri; Labriformes; Labridae. The record is from the annotation of a GenBank genome assembly.